Molecule: messenger RNA, 3061 nt
Organism: Cercocebus atys (sooty mangabey)
Lineage: Eukaryota; Metazoa; Chordata; Mammalia; Primates; Cercopithecidae
Gene: SGCE
Product: sarcoglycan, epsilon
Exons: 11
Coding region: 536-1735 (399 amino acids)
Cellular component (GO): sarcoglycan complex; membrane
Source: RefSeq, a predicted model, not a curated record
GGCAUAAAUGGAACAGUUAACUGGAAGACCAGACAGGCCAACAAUUUUAUUAUCAGCAGAAAAAUGGCUGCUGGGAUGAAAGAUGAAGAAGAUUCAAGUAAUAGAUUCCUCUCCUACUUCAUGUAAAGAAAAGUGGCCAUAUCUCUUAGAGAAAUGAAGUUUACAAAGACACUGUAAUGCCUUCCCAGUGAUGGAUUCCACAGCCAAGGCAUGGACUAUCUGUGACUGAAAAAAAACAAUAACUGGCCAAUGCCAGAUGAAUGGCCUGCAGUACUUUGAUGUUGAGUGAAUUCAAAGGUGAAGGGCAGACUGCUGAGAAAAGCUUUUGAUUCAAAGCCAACAUUCAUAAAGUUGUAUUGAUAAAACACAAGUGUACACUAUUUUCUCCAAGGUACACUCCGAUCGGAAUGUAUACCCAUCAGCAGGUGUCCUCUUUGUUCAUGUUUUGGAAAGAGAAUAUUUUAAGGGGGAAUUUCCACCUUACCCAAAACCUGGUGAGAUUAGUAAUGAUCCCAUAACAUUUAAUACAAAUUUAAUGGGUUACCCAGACCGACCUGGAUGGCUUCGAUAUAUCCAAAGGACACCAUAUAGUGAUGGAGUCCUAUAUGGGUCCCCAACAGCUGAAAAUGUGGGGAAGCCAACAAUCAUUGAGAUAACUGCCUACAAUAGGCGCACCUUUGAGACUGCAAGGCAUAAUUUGAUAAUUAAUAUAAUGUCUGCAGAAGACUUCCCGUUGCCAUAUCAAGCAGAAUUCUUCAUUAAGAAUAUGAAUGUAGAAGAAAUGUUGGCCAGUGAGGUUCUUGGAGACUUUCUUGGGGCAGUGAAAAAUGUGUGGCAGCCAGAGCGCCUGAAUGCCAUAAACAUCACAUCAGCCCUAGACAGGGGUGGCAGGGUGCCACUUCCCAUUAAUGACCUGAAGGAGGGCGUUUAUGUCAUGGUUGGUGCAGAUGUCCCGUUUUCUUCUUGUUUACGAGAAGUUGAAAAUCCACAGAAUCAAUUGCGAUGUAGUCAAGAAAUGGAGCCUGUAAUAACAUGUGAUAAAAAAUUUCGUACUCAAUUUUACAUUGACUGGUGCAAAAUUUCAUUGGUUGAUAAAACAAAGCAAGUGUCCACCUAUCAGGAAGUGAUUCGUGGAGAGGGGAUUUUACCUGAUGGUGGGGAAUACAAACCCCCUUCUGAUUCUUUGAAAAGCAGAGACUAUUACACGGAUUUCCUAAUUACACUGGCUGUGCCCUCGGCAGUAGCACUGGUCCUUUUUCUAAUACUUGCUUAUAUCAUGUGCUGCCGACGGGAAGGCGUGGAAAAGAGAAACAUGCAAACACCAGACAUCCAACUGGUUCAUCACAGUGCUAUUCAGAAAUCUACCAAGGAGCUUCGAGACAUGUCCAAGAAUAGAGAGAUAGCAUGGCCCCUGUCAACGCUUCCUGUGUUCCACCCUGUGACUGGGGAAAUCAUACCUCCUUUACACACAGACAACUAUGAUAGCACAAACAUGCCAUUGAUGCAAACGCAGCAAUUUCUUAGAAUUGCUGCAGGGGCCAGCAUGAGGGACAAAGAAAACAAAGCGGACAGGAUUCCUAACUCCCUUGUUUCAACCCAGGCAACCUCACAUUUAUCUCUUUUGUACAUCACAGUUCUGCUUAGGGUUUCAAUUAAGAGAAAUCCCAGUGCUAAAGAGAAAACAAAAAACUUUGAAAAUCCCCAGCAUGGAUCAAACUUUAUUACAAAGGACUGACUCUUAGAGUUUCUUCCAUACAGAACCUAAAUUGUACAUUUUCAUAAACUAAUUUUAAUAUCAAAAUGUGAAACUAAAUCUGUAAGUUAAUAAAUGUGUAUACUUUAUAAUGCUUACUGCUGAGGAUACUAAACAAAAUAUGAUAGUUCUUACUGUUAAUAUACUUUGGGACAAUUAAAUAUUAUGUACAGAGAAUACAAUGACAAUCAGCAUGUGAAUGAAAGCAUGCUAAAUGGUAACCUAAUUGUGGGUUGCUUAGAGAGUAAGGAUGCAUAGGGAGGUGGUUCUUGAGAUUUUUUAAAUUAAAAAUAAUACAUUAAAAAUUUUAAUAACAUUUCUUAUGGGAAUUUUUAAAUUAUAAGAGUAAUGCCUGUAUGCUGUAACAAGUUCUGAGUUGAGUUUGCAAGGACAAAUGGGAGCUGAUUGGGUACAGGACAUGGUAGUAGCCAUGGUGGUUGGUUGUCGGCUUCAAGCAGACAUGGGGCACUCCAUGUAGGAGCGAGAUCUAUUGUGGCUUUCCAGGCCACAUUAAGAAAUCUGAAAUUUAAUCUGCAGAUAGAUACAAGGAAAUACUUAAAUGUGUGUUAUUUAAAUGACAUAAUAGAUCUGUGUCUUAGAACACUGGUCCCCAACUUUUGGCACCAGGAACUGGUUUCAUAUCAGACCAGGUGUGGGGGAUGGUUUGGGGUGAUCCAAGGGCAUUGCAUUUAUUAUGCACUUUAUUUCUAUUAUUAUUACAUUGUAAUAUAUAAUGAAAUAUUAUAUAACUCACCAUAAUGUAGAAUCAGUGGGAGUCCUGAGCUUGUUUUCCUGCAACUAGACAGUACCAUCAGGGGGUAAUGGGGAACAGUGACAGAUCAUCAGGCAUUAGAUUCUCAUAAGGAGUGCACAACCUAGAUCCCUUGCAUACACAGUUCACAAUAGGGUUCACGCUCCUAUGACAGUCUACUACUGACACUGAUCUGACAGGAGGCGGAGCCCAGGUGGUAAUGCGAGUGAUGAGGAGCAGCUGUAAAUACAGAUGAGACUUCGCUGGCUCACUUGCCACUCACCUCCUGCUGUGGAGCCCAGUUCCAUGGCCCAGGGGUUGGGGACCCCUGUCUUAGAAGAGCAUUCUGACAGCAAUGUGCAGAGUGGAUUAUAAGGGGACAAGAAUGUAAAUGAGGAAACAAGUCAACCCCCUUACAAGGAUCCAAGUGAGAAAUGAUGAUGGCUUCAACCAAGUUAGCAAUGGAGAUGGGGAAGAAUGGGGCAGAUCCAAAUAAGACGAAAAGAAAUGUCAGAAGUCCCUAAGUGGUUGGAUGUGGAGACUGAAGGAGAGGGAAG